AGUGAAACAACAUUAUUAAUAUAAUAAUAAUAAAUGAAUAAGUGACACGUAAUCCUACAGAGAGUGCGAAACUAUUUCACCAUGUGGUCCAUUUUGAUAUUGUUAGUUUUCUCAAUAAUUUCUUUUCUUAUAACGGACGAACUAAUACCUAAGUUGAAGGACUUGUUCAUAAAUGCCGGUUUAUAUGGCAUUGAUAUGUGUAAAACUAGUAAAAACAAAGUCCCUGAGGCAAUAGGAGUGGUAUCAGGAUGUAUAUUCCUGGUUACAAGUGUUUUGUUAAUUCCCAUAGUGUUUGGAUAUGCACUUAUGGAUAGGGAACAUUUUCCUCACAAUGAAUUUGCAGAGUUCCUAGCAGCAUUACUCAGCAUCUGUUGCAUGCUGCUCCUUGGCUUUGCAGAUGACGUCCUAGACUUACGGUGGAGAUACAAACUGCUGCUACCAACAGUGGCAUCAAUGCCUUUACUUGUUGUCUAUUAUGUCAACUUUAAUUCUACUACUUUUAUUGUGCCAAUUCCUUUUAGACAAUGGUUGGGAGUUUCAGUAAAUAUUGGUGAGUUUUUUAUUUUAUUAUAUGGUA
Molecule: messenger RNA, 577 nt
Organism: Hyposmocoma kahamanoa
Lineage: Eukaryota; Metazoa; Arthropoda; Insecta; Lepidoptera; Cosmopterigidae
Product: UDP-N-acetylglucosamine--dolichyl-phosphate N-acetylglucosaminephosphotransferase-like
Exons: 3
Biological process (GO): protein N-linked glycosylation; dolichol-linked oligosaccharide biosynthetic process
Cellular component (GO): membrane
Molecular function (GO): UDP-N-acetylglucosamine-dolichyl-phosphate N-acetylglucosaminephosphotransferase activity
Source: RefSeq, a predicted model, not a curated record